AUGGGGAGCUUGGUGCUCGCUCCGAUUGACUUGUCUAAGCCGAUGCGUAUCUUGGAUUCGGCGACCGCAGACGGCACUUGGAUCCGCGAUCUAGCAGCGUCAACCGCGCCCGUCGAGCAUCAGUUCGUCGGCACUGAUAUCGAUCCCUCCAACUUCCCUUCCACUCCACCCGCUGGCCAAACGUACCAAGCGCAGGACAUCACGAAACCCUGGCCCGAGGACUGGAAGGAGAGCUUCGACUUCGUGCACCAGCGCCUGGCGCUCGUCGGGGGCGGAUCCGCGCAGCAGCAAGUCCUCAGCAAUCUAGCCGCGCUCGUGAAGCCCGGCGGGUGGAUCCAGCUCAUGGAAGCAACAAAUGUGCUGCCCGACGAAGACGGUCCUGCCAUGCGCAACUUCGUCGCCGUUAUGAAGGGUAUGUUCGUCGCGAUGGGGUCUAGUUUGGACCUGGGAAACGAAUUGCCUGGCAUGCUGCAGAAGGAGGGAUUUGAGGAUGUGCAGGACCGCUUGUUUAAUACUAAGCAGGGGGCGAUGAAUCCGGAUCCGACGCUUGCGAAGCAGAGUGUGUACUCUACGGUUGUGCCGGCUAGGGCUCUGGCUGCGUUUGGGAAGACACUUCCGGAAGGAACGAUACCGCUGCCUGCUGAGAAGAUCGCGAGUAUGCCGGAGGAUUUGAAAGCGGAGCUUACCGAGAAGGGGGGAAUUUAUCCUCUGCGUGCCGUUUGGGGGCGAAAGCCCGCAGCGUGA
Molecule: messenger RNA, 744 nt
Organism: Trematosphaeria pertusa
Lineage: Eukaryota; Fungi; Ascomycota; Dothideomycetes; Pleosporales; Trematosphaeriaceae
Product: putative methyltransferase SirN-like protein
Exons: 3
Coding region: 1-744 (247 amino acids)
Source: RefSeq, a predicted model, not a curated record